Molecule: messenger RNA, 276 nt
Organism: Acaulospora morrowiae
Lineage: Eukaryota; Fungi; Glomeromycota; Glomeromycetes; Diversisporales; Acaulosporaceae
Source: the annotation of a GenBank genome assembly
AUGAAGUCCACAACGAUCCUGUUGGUUGGGCUCAUAUUAUUCAUGGCCGCCAUACUAGCGGUCUCUCUCCCUUACGACAAACGUUCUGCGGACCCCAAUGCUGAACCGGACCCCAACGCUGAACCCUAUUACUACUAUCAUAAAUAUUACAAGUAUGAAUCCAAAUAUCACCACAAGCGUUCCGCUGAACCUGAAGUCGAGCUUCAUAAGCGUUUCGCCAAACCCGUGCCAUUAGAACUGAAGCUGACCAAUGCUUUGGCAACUAUGAUCGAAUGA